UAAUCAAUUUCCUCGGAUAAUGUGCGCCUGAUGGUCCACAGUUGUGGGGAAAAGGUCGUCAAAGCAGAGUUCACAUUUCAAGAUGGCGGCCUCCAUGGGAGAGAAACUAACUUGCAGAGAUUUGCACAGCUAUUUGCAGACGCUACCUUCAUUCGUUCUAGAUAAACUAUACAACCACCCAGCAACUUGUUUGGCUGUAUUCAGGGAGCUGCCAACACUUGCUAAGCAUUAUGUCAACAGGGUUUUAUUUGUUGAGCAACCGGUUCGUAAAGCAUCAGUCGAAUCAUGGGUCCAGAAGGCCCAUCUUGAAAAACACAAAAAAUGUGCACAGAUUUUGUCCGACUUGAGGAUUUGGCACGACAAUACCCUUCCAGGAGGUCUCCCAGGAUGGCAACUCAACCCAAUCUUCAAAGCCAAUCUACGGAUUGCUCUACUAGGAGGUGGAAAGCCAUGGUCAGGCACUGGGAAGACUGCACCAGACAAGAAUGCUAAAGACAUCGAUAGCCUUAACAGAUAUGCAAUGGAUCGGUGGGAGCUGGUGCUUCACUUUCUGGUCGGGUCAAAGGGUGAUGAAAGUCUAUCCCCCGACAUAGCUGGCGUUCUCACACAUUCAGGACUCAUGAAAAUAAGUGAGGAUGGUCAGCCUGUAAUAACACCGUCUGGUUUCCAGUUCCUCCUCCUAGACACUGCAUCCCAGGUGUGGUUCUUUAUGCUACAGUACUUGGAGACAGCUGAGUCUAGAGUUCUGGAUCUAGUUGAUGCCCUUUCGUUCCUGUUCCGUCUUAGCUUUUCAACUCUUGGCAAGGAUUAUUCAUGUGAAGACAUGACUGAGUCACAACUACAAUUCUUACAACAUCUCAGGGAGCUUGGUCUUGUGUUUCAACGAAAGAGGAAGUGCAUGCGUUUCUACCCAACAAGUCUAGCAAUCAGCUUAGCAUCAGGUAUAUCAAGUGUUAGUACAGACAGUCACAGGGAAGGCUUCAUCGUUGUGGAGACCAACUACAGAGUGUAUGCUUACACAGAGUCAGAUCUCCAGGUGGAAAUACUUGGCCUCUUUACUCAAAUGCUAUACAGAUUUCCUAAUUUAGCUGUCGGUGCCCUGACAAGAGACAGUGUUCAAGCAGCAGUCAGUAACGGCAUCACAGCGGAGCAGAUACUUCACUACCUUAGAACGCAUGCGCAUCCUGAAAUGCUCUCAAGGAUACCAAUAGUUCCAGCCACUAUCAGCGAUCAGAUACGACUCUGGGAAUUGGAAAAAGACAGACUCACAUUCCAAUCAGGGGUGGUCUACAAUCAAUUCCUAUCGUCACAAGAAUUUGAGGUUCUCAGAGAUUAUGCAAAGGAUCUUGGUGUACUAAUGUGGGAGAACCCAGGCAAGAGGACACUUGUGGUGACCCCCACGGGCCACGAUGAUGUCAAAAAAUUCUGGCGACGACAAAAGAAGGGACAACAGUCCUAAGAGACGACUCUUUUUUUUGUACUUAAGAAAUAUUUAUUUAUAUAUUUUCUACUUGUUGAGAUGUUACUUUUGAUACAAGGUAAAGAGGUCAUGUUUUUGUACACAGCUAUGGCUAAUUGACUACAAUUCUAUGUUGUGGACCGUGUUUACAGUGACUGUCAAAAUUUGUUGGAUCAGACAUUGAUUCAAUGCACAAGCAGCAUCAUAUUUGAGUGAAUUUACGCAUCCCCUAGUGUUGGGUAUCACCACGGCCCAAUUUCAUUAAGCCGUCAAGCAGACAACUCUACUGAUCAAAUCUUCUAAGCAAGAAAUGGGUGGGGCACCAGUCACAGCAAUGGAAACUUUAUGGUAUUCUGGUUGGUAACCUGUUUUUGCUAAGCAAAAUUUGUUCCUCCUCACAGGCUUCAAGAAAUUGGGCCCAGAGCUGUUUCCUAUCUUGAUUUUAGCAAGGUGGUUAUUUUUGAGUCUCAAAUUUUUGUUUACAACCGGUUCCCUACUGCGUUCAGGAAUGCAUUUAGGCCAUAAAAACAGCGAAUAGAUAAAUGUGUAGAGUAAGCCUUAUUGAGACGCAUCAGUCAGGAUAAAACGGCAAUAGUUUUUUUUUGUUCCUGGCAAUAAUCUUAGCCCUUCAGAAAAUCUUGGGGCUGUCAAGAUUUGAUAUAAACUCAACACGACUGACCUGUAGCCGCUCAAAAAUAAUAAAGUGAGAGAUUUGUAUCUACCAAAAACAAAGUGUUUGUAUCUACUUAAUUUUUGUUGCUAACCUCAAAUUUUC
This is a messenger RNA of Asterias rubens (European starfish), 2234 nucleotides long. RefSeq names its product general transcription factor IIH subunit 4-like. The transcript is spliced from 13 exons. Gene Ontology annotation, cellular component: transcription factor TFIIH holo complex; transcription factor TFIIH core complex. The coding region runs from base 83 to 1459 and encodes 458 amino acids. Gene Ontology annotation, biological process: nucleotide-excision repair. The record is from RefSeq and is a predicted model, not a curated record. Lineage: Eukaryota; Metazoa; Echinodermata; Asteroidea; Forcipulatida; Asteriidae. Gene Ontology annotation, molecular function: double-stranded DNA binding; ATPase activator activity.